AUGAGUUAUUUCUUUGAUAACCACCUUAGUUUGGGCCACGAACAAGCCUUAUGUUCUGCUUGGUCUAAUACUGACUUUAACAUGAUUCUUGCUGUCUCUACAAAUGCUCCACACAUUCUGUUUGUGCAAGAAGAGGGAAACAUUGUCCCUAACUUUGAAAUUUCAAGAGGAAAAAUUAAGGCAGUAUCCCUAAAAUGGCAUCCUAUAUUCUAAGCUCUAGCAAUUGGUUGGGAAGAUGAUGAAAGGCUAACAAGAGAGGAGAAAGUUCUACACAAGGCAUCGAUUGCAAUUAUAACUUUUAGUGCUGAUGGAUCUAGAAUGGUAACUGGUGAUGCUAAGGGCAUGGUAGGAGUAUGGAGAACACACAGAGGUCUUACUCCAGUCUGUUAAAAUCCAACAGGGGAUAACACCAACUCCCUCUUCUUUUUUGGAGGCACUUCAGGGUCUGUAUGCUUGGCCGAUGACUUAAAGAACUGCUCUGAAGUUUGUAAGGUCCCAGGUAGCGUCAAAACAAUUUUGUUCUAUGAGAAAGAAAAUAGCGUUAUCAUUAUCACCUCUCAUUUGCUUCUUGUAUAAUUCAAGUUGAAUCUAUCAGAAAAGCUCGUACCAGAUCGUAAAGUUAAACUAGCAGUCGCUGGAAACCCAGAAUUUUUAUCAACUAUUUGGGCUGGCUAAGGAUUACUAGCAACUGUCUCGGGUGAAAAUAUGAUCCGUAUGUUCAAUAUUGAGCAAGAUGAAAACUACGUUUUAACAUUAGCAGAAUCUGCCUUCUAAGGCCUAUUGUUUCAAGACAAAAUCGUAUCAAUAGCAUACAAUCACAGAAGAAGAAUUCUCUCUGGAGGUACCAAGAAUGGUUAUAUUGUAAUGUGGAGAUGCAAGUAGAUGAGUGCAGAGAGUCCUAUUUCAAGUGAGGGUUGGGAUGCAAGAACUCCAAUCAAAGCCUAAGGAGGUCCCCUUACUAAGCUUGAAUGGGGAGGAAACUAAUAAAUUCUAGCUGCAUAAUGGAGUUAAGGUAUUACAGUACUUAACCAUACAAUCCUUAAGAAAAAGAUGAAAGAUAACUUCAAAAUGAUGCAAAUAUCAAACAAAGCUGUUGAGGUAAGAUUAAAGAAUGAAUCAUCUCCAAACACUGAUUAUCAAAUUAUCAUGACUCUUGGAAUGAACAUCAAAGGUAUUGAUUGCUGCAAGAAUAAUACUCUUUUCUGGAAUGGCAAGUUCGCUUAAAUAUAUGAAGUUCAAGGAUAAAAAGGACCAGUCAUUGCAGGAAAUUUUGAGUCCCAUGCAACAGUUAUGGCAUUGACAGAGGAUUCUGUCAUCCAAAAUGAAGAGAAUAAGAUUUAGGUUUGCUCAUUUUCAGGAGAAGUUAAGCAGGUCAUACCGAUGACAGAAAGUGAAGGAGAAGUUAUUCUGAUUGAUAUCAAAGGAAGAUUCAUGGCAUGCAUUACAUAAAACAACAUGAUAAAGAUCUUUGAUAUCUCAAGACGCCAAUUCAAGUAAAUUGGAGUGACUAGAAAAUUUGAGAUUAAAAAUGGAGAACCUUUGGGAGAAAUAAAGGAUAUUCAACUAAACUGUGAAGGCAAAAAGUUAUGUAUCUUAGCUGACUAAUCACCAUUCCCAUCAAUUAGAAUUCCUGAUACUAAAUUCUACAUAUAUGAUGUUGAUAUGGAUAAUUUUAUGGAGAUGGAAGUUGGCUAAAACAGAGUACCUACAGAAUGCUUCUGGGAUUAAAGCGAUCCUAGACUUCUUUGUGUUGAAACUGAAUACAUUAAGGAUAUCUCCAAAAAUGGAUUUGAUGGAUAAGACGUAGCUAAUUAAGAAAUCAUUGGAGGAAUUAAUGCAGAUGAAAUUGAGAAUGAUUUCAAGAAAAAGGAAGAAGAUUUUACUGGUAAGACUCUUGAAACUUUCUUUGUCACAACAGACUAUAAAGUCAAAAGAUAGGACACAGUAAAAUUCGAAGAGGGUGAUGAAACCCUACUAGGCCUUCAUGUUCCAUUUUUCUAUUUUAUGGGUAGAUAAAUCGAUGAAAAUGAAGAGGAAAAUAAUGCUGAUGAGGAGAAAGUACUAGCUCAGAAUAAUCAAUCAAACAUGAUAAUUCUGAGAAGACCAAUGAAAGACUUUAUUGGCUUAGAAAAUGUAGAUGAUGCAACUAAGAAAGCCAUCAUGAAUUUUUCAUUCUUCUUAACAGUAGGUAAUAUGGAUGAAGCAUAUAAUAGCGUUAGAAAUAUUAAAAAUAACACUGUCUGGUAAAAUAUGGCUUAAAUGUGUGUGAAAACCAAAAGACUCGAUGUUGCCUAGGUAUGUUUAGGUAAUAUGAGAUUUGCAAGAGGAGCUAGAGUUGUCAGAGAAACUGAAAAAGAGAGAGAAAUCGAAGCAAGACUAGCUAUGGUUGCCAUCUAAUUAAAUAUGAUUGAUGAUGCCAAGGAUCUUUACAAAGAAUGCGGAAGAUACGAUCUAUUAUGCAAGUUACAUCAAGCCUGCGGAGAAUGGGAUGAAGCUAUCGAAGUUUCAGAGAAGUUUAAUAGAAUUAACCUAAAGAAUACUCACUUUACUAUGGCUAAGCAUUUUGAAUCAAUCGGUUAAAUCGACGAUUCCAUUAGACAUUACAUAUUGAGUGAAACUCAUAAAACUGAGGUACCAAGAAUGCUAACUGCCCUUGGCUAAUUUGAUAGACUUUAAAUCUUUGUCUCAAGCUAAAAAGAGCCAGAGCUCUACAAAUGGUGGGCAUAAUAUCUUGAAGCUUAGGGAAUUAUCAACGAGUCUCUAGGUUUCUAUAGAUUAGCAAAUGAUUAUGGAAGUAUAGUUAGAUUAUUAUGCUAAAAUGGAGAUAUCUCAAGUGCAAUGAAAUUAGCCCUUGAAACUAAUGAUCCAUAAGCUUGCUUCCAUCUUGCAAGACACUAUGAAUAGAAUAAUAUGAUUAGAGAUGCCAUUGUUUAUUAUUCAAAGUCUCAAAGACUUCAUCACGCAAUUAGAUUAGCAAAAGAAUGUGGCUAUGAUCAAGAAGUUAUGACUAUGAGUUUAAUUAGCAGCAAGUAAAUUAUGGUUUAAAGCGCAGCCUAUUUUGAAAAGAAGGGUAAAUAUGACAAAGCUGUAUCUCUUUAUAUGAGAGGAGGAAACAAAAAGAAAGCUAUCAAUUUGGCAAUACCUCAUAACAUUCCUAUUGAUGAUUUCCCAUCAGCCCCGACAGACAAUGAUGAUCCAGAAACCCUAGAAUCCAGUGUCUAAUUCCUGAUUUAAAACAAGCAGUAUGAUAAGGCUGUUGAGGUUAUGAUCUAACUUGGAAAGUUCUAAGAGGCACUUGAUCAAGCUGAGAAAUUCAACAUAUCAUUGAAGGAGGAAUUCGCUAUGAAACUCAUCCCACCCAUGCCUGCUAAUAAUGAUGCUUACAAGACUAAGGAAAGAAAAGAGAUUUGCGUUCGAUUGGCAAAAUUAUGCAAAAGACAGGGAGACUUUAAGCUGGGAGGUAAACUCUAUACAUAAGCAAAUGAGAAACUUAAGGGAAUGAAAUGUCUUCUUAAAAGUGGAGAUGUAAAGGCAGUUAUUGGAUUCGCUUCAAAUGCAAGAUAGCCUGAAGUCUUUGUACUAGCUGGAAAUUUCCUACAAAAUUAAAACUGGCACAAUGAUCCAGAGAUCAUGAAGACAAUCAUUCAAUUCUAUUAAAAAGCAAAAGCAUUCGAGAGUUUGGCAAAUUUUUAUGAUGCUUGUGCUUAAGUUGAAAUUGACGAGUACAGAGAUUACGAGAAAGCUUUAGGUGCUAUGAGAGAGGCUCUUAGGCAAUUAGAAAAGGCAGCAUCAGCUGCAAACAGGGAGAUGAAGCUGAGAAUGCUCAAAGAGAGAAUUGGCACUAUUGAGAGAUUCGUCUAAGCCCGUGAAUCUUUAGCUGCAGGAGAUACUGCCACUAUGGUUUAAAUUUGUAAUUCACUAGUUGACCAACCAGGAGUAGAGGACGCUAUUAGAUUAGGUGAUGUCUUUGCUUAACUUGUCGAAUUUUAUUCUCACAACAGGCAAUAUCAAAAUGCCCUUUAAAAUAUUGAAAAGAUGAGAAAGAAGAUAGUAAAUAUUACCCCAUAUCUUGAUCCUUCGUUGGUUGAGGAGGUUUACUCUUAGAUGGGAGUACCACUUCCAGGAAAAGCUAAGGCAUUUAAUGAUGGUAUUGACGAGGACAUUAAAGAGGAAUACUGA
Molecule: messenger RNA, 4179 nt
Organism: Stylonychia lemnae
Lineage: Eukaryota; Ciliophora; Spirotrichea; Sporadotrichida; Oxytrichidae
Source: the annotation of a GenBank genome assembly